Molecule: messenger RNA, 3799 nt
Organism: Nicotiana tabacum (common tobacco)
Lineage: Eukaryota; Viridiplantae; Streptophyta; Magnoliopsida; Solanales; Solanaceae
Product: pentatricopeptide repeat-containing protein At3g20730
Biological process (GO): RNA modification
Cellular component (GO): intracellular membrane-bounded organelle
Molecular function (GO): protein binding; RNA binding
Source: RefSeq, a predicted model, not a curated record
CGUUUCAAUUUGAACUUGGAGACACGAUCGGCGCUACUCCACCAUCCAUUUUCAUCUCUAAUUUCUUCUUAAAAGAUCAGAAAUUUGGGAAUUUUGAGGGGAAAACUGUGGCCCUGGAAAAUAUGCUCAAGUGAUAGGAGUAGUUUUUUCAGCUUUAAAUGGGCCCCGGACUAUAAGUUGGUGACAGUUGAAACUUGAAAGUUAGAAGAAAUUGGAUUCUCUGGUACAACUAGUAAUACUUGUGCCUCACACAAUGUAAGCCAUUCUUCUCCUUCUUUAUUUUUAAUUCAUCUGCAAAAGAAUGAUGAAUAGAACGUAUAGAAAUGUAGUUAACUGGCUUAGCCCAAUCUUUCAGUCUCCUCCCCUAAAAUCAGCCAUUGAGACACCCUACAAUGCCAGAAGGCUUACGGAAGCUCUAUUACUUGCUUUUCACAACCCUAUUAAAGCAGACUAUACUAUUUACUCAAAUAUUAUUCAGCUUUGCAUUGACCUAAGGGCUCAUAAACAGGGCCGUUUGGUCCACUCCCAUCUUAUAACUAUUGGGUUUCCUUCAAAUGUUCAUUUAGGAACCAAGUUGAUCAUUUUCUAUACAAUGUCCAAUGACAUGGUGUCUGCCUGCAAUUUGUUUGAUAAAUUGCCUGAAAGGAAUGUGGUUUCAUGGACUGCGCUUUUAUCUGGGUACUCUCAGAAUGGAUAUUCACAAGAAGCCCUUGAUGUGUUUGUUGCUAUGCGUAGGGAAGGGGUGAGGGCAAAUCAAUUUACUUAUGGAAGCGUUUUAAGGGCGUGCACUAGUGUAUCAUGUUUGAAUUUAGGAAAGCAAAUACAAGGGUGCAUUCAGAAGAGCAGGUUUUUGGAUAAUUUGUGUGUACAGAGUGCGUUGGUUGAUUUUCAUUCUAAGUGUGGGGCAAUGGAGAAUGCUUUUUGUGUUUUCGAGUCAAUGGCAGAGAGGGAUUUGGUUUCUUGGAAUGUCAUGAUUUCUGGAUAUGCUUUUCAUGGUUUUAGCAUUGAUGCAUUUCUGUUAUUCCGUUGGAUGCUCAGACAAGGUAUACUCCCCGAUUGCUUCACGUUUGGAAGCAUUCUCAAAGCAUCUAUAGGAGGUGGCAAGCGUAGUGGGCUAGCGAAAGUCAGUAUGAUACAUGGAUGUAUCAUUCGACUUGGUUAUGAGUCGUACAGUAUUAUUAGUGGAGCAUUAGUUGAUGCCUAUGUAAAAUGUGGAAACCUGGCCAAUGCAAAUUAUCUAUACAAGAAGUUGCAGAACAAAGAUAGGAUUUCAUGCACUGCGUUAAUUACUGGCUAUGCACGUGAAGGUAAAAAUAGCAGUGAGUACCUUGAACAUUUUUGUGAAUUACGUCGGAUGCAUAGGGAAAUUGAUAGCAUUUUGUUAUGCUCUAUGAUCAACAUAUGUGCCAAUACAGCAUCCCUGUCUUUGGGAAGACAGCUACAUGCUAUUGCGAUUAAAUACCAGAGCACUCAUGAUGUGGCCAUGGGUAAUGCUUUGGUUGAUAUGUAUGCAAAAACAGGGGAAAUUGAUGAUGCCAACAAUGUUUUUCAUCACAUGACAGAGAAAAAUAUAAUAUCAUGGACGUCAAUGAUCUCUGCUAAUGGUGCACAUGGUCGAGGAGUUGAUGCAGUUUCAUGUUUUAAGAAGAUGGAAUGUGAAGGUUUUGAGCCAAAUGAUAUAACGUUCUUGUCUCUCCUGUUUGCUUGUAGUCAUAACGGGUUGACUGCUGAAGGAUGGGAAUGUUUCAGGAAGAUGGUCAGAAAAUAUAAAAUUAUUCCAAGAGAUGAGCAUUACUCUUGCCUUGUGGACCUUUUUGCACGCAGUGGCUGUUUAAAUGAAUCCUACUAUUUGAUUUGCAGAAUGAAUAUAAAGCCUAGUGCCUCUCUUUGGGGUUCAGUUCUUGGGGCAUGUAGGGUAUAUGGCAAUAUGUACCUUGGAGAGGUAGCAGCCAGGCAUUUAUGCAAUUUUGAACCUAUGAAUGCUGUUAGCUAUGUGGUUCUAGCAAGUAUGUAUUCUGCAGCUGGCUUAUGGGAUAGUGCUCGGGAUGCUCGAGAUGUAGUUCAAACUAGAAGGUUAACAAAAGAUCCUGGUUACAGCCUUUUUCAAUCCGAUAAUGAUAUGUUAGCACUUCCUCCUACUGGCUGAUAUGUGAAAAUGAUCCAGAUCUGUCUUAUAAUGUUUCAUACUACCCGGAUUUUUCAAAAGUGAGUUUUGAUAGUUGUAGUUUCAGUAAGCAGUGAUGAUGCAAUGAAGCUUUAUGGAUCUCACUAGGUGUAAAGCUUCUCUGAUUAUUACUGGACCUGUUUAACUGAUUCCCCGCACAUCGUCAGCAUUUGAUCUAAGUCCUUAUUCAAGCUUCAUGCCAAUGAAAGGGGGAGAUUUCUGGUGGAAAGACAUUUCCUGAGGGACAGGUAAUGAUUGACUGAAAUGUAUUCUGUUGGUACAGCUGUGAGCAGAACAUGAAGAGGUACUCACGUAUAUUUGUGACAUUGACGGGAGUACAUGAAUCUCUUCAGCUCUUUAGGGUAUGGAGUAAAUGGUCGUGGAAGGCAAACUACUUGCUGGUUGUGUGCGGUAUGAGUGGUACCAUCCACGUAAAGCUUCGUGAAAAUGGAAGUGGAUAGAAAUAUUCCUUUUGUACCUCACUCUCAUCUACAACGGGACGAAGAAGAUGUCUGAAGAGUGGAGGCGGAGUACUGUGAUUCCGUUGUACAAGCACAAGGGGGUAUCUAAAACUGCAACAACUAUAGGGGUAUCAAGUUGUUAAGCCAUACGAUGCAGGGUGGAUGAAGUGGAGACUCGCUUCCGGUGUCUUGUGCGAUAAGAAUGUGCCGUUGAGACUUAAGGGUAAGUUCUGCAAGGUAGUGGUUAGACCGACUAUGUUGUAUGGGGCAGAGUGUUAGCCAGUCAAGAACUCCUAUGUCCAGCAAAUGAAAGUAGCUGAAAUGAGGAUGUUAAGAUGGAUGUGUGGGCAUACUAGGUUGGAUAGAAUUAGGAAUGAAGUUAUUCGGGACAAGGUGUGAGCGGCCCCUUUGGAGGAAAAGAUGCGUGAGGCAAGGCUUAGAUGGUUCGGGCAUAUUAAAAGGAGAAGCACAAAUGCCCCAGUCAGGAGGUGUGAAAGGUUGGCCUUGGGGGGUAAGAUGAGGGGUAGAGCUAGGCCAAAAAAGUCUUGGAGAGAGGUGAUCGGGCGGGACAUGGCGCAGCUUGAGCUAACCGAGGACAUGACCCUGGAUAGAAGGGUGUGAAGGUUGAAGAUUAGGGUAGAAGGUCUUAAUAUAUCUCGGGCACAUCAAUUGUACUUGUCAAAUCUGUUCUGUUUCUCUCCUGAGAAGUUUUAGAAAAGUGAUACAUGCAGUAUGAAUAGGUGAAGAAACCAUGGACUUACCAAUUAUCAGCUGGAAAAGGAAAAGCUGUUUGUCCUGGGUAAAUAUAUAGAUUUGAUUAAUUGAAAUCUUGGGAGUAUUGAAAUACUCUGGGGGAGUUGCUGAAAAAGUUGAAGCCAUGAAUAAAUAAAAGGCUCUUGAUUUUGAAGUUUCAUAUGCUGUGACAUGUGAUAGUUCAUUCCGUAUCUUUUCGGAUCUCUCCUUUCUUUUUCCUUUCGUUUAUAUUUUGGUGUUUCACUUUUGGAGGAAAGAGCACGUAGUUGCGAUGUUGCUUGAGACAAAAAUGCAUGGUGGAGCUCUUGACAUGAGUUUAUGUUUCCACUGCUGAUCUUUUAAAAAUCAUGGGUUGGACUUGGUUGUUUAAUUCAGGUAUACAGCUAAAUCUCUGUGCAACAAGUUACCGUGUCAAUUCGUA